Messenger RNA from Colletotrichum gloeosporioides, 585 nucleotides. RefSeq lists its product as uncharacterized. NCBI's taxonomy places the organism in Eukaryota, Fungi, Ascomycota, Sordariomycetes, Glomerellales, Glomerellaceae. The record is from RefSeq and is a predicted model, not a curated record. The transcript is spliced from 3 exons. The coding region runs from base 1 to 585 and encodes 194 amino acids.
AUGGCCGGCGCAUCAUCGCCGACAACCAUCACCAAGGUGGCAGAAGUCGGGGGAACAACAUGUGCAGAGUUCAUUCUCAUCGCACUCCGUAGCAGCAAAACCAAGCAGAUGGGCCUGCGCGAACUUUACAAGUGGUUCGAGACAAACACUGACAGAGGGACACGCAAAGGACGAAGAAACAGUGUUCGCUCACACCUUUGCGUGAACAAGGUUUGUCGAUGCCUUCAAGAAAGUGACGCAACAUGGCCCCUGCUGAUCCUCGAUGACAAGGCCCUCGAACGGGUGGAAGGCAAAGUGAAGACCAGACGCCAGCUGCAUUCCCUGCGCUGGGGCAUGCUCAGCAACGAGCUUUCCUAUAUGGCCGAGACGAAACGGGUCGACCGCGUGCUCGGCAGCUGCCUCUUCUCGGCCACCCACCUCGCCAGUCUUCUUUGCCACGCCGCGAAGCACAUUAGCGAUCUGGACAGCCCGAUAGCGUCAGAUCUACCGGCAGACCUCACGCGCUUCUUAACGUACUACGACUCCGUCGAGGACCUGAAGCAAUUCGCCGUGCCCAUCAUCGCUUCCAGCUUUAUCCUCAACUAG